AUGACAGCCAACCGCCUCGGUAGCUUGGUGAUCCUGGACUCGGUAUCCACAAAUUCCGGUCCGUUGAUUCGAUUCCACGACUCUUCACAAGACACUGGCUAUCAGAACAGCCAGUUCCUCAUCCAGAAUCUCCAAUAUAACUCCAAGGAGCCAAUCGCAGUCGACACCAAUGGCCAUACUCGCUUGGAGGCAACUACUUAUGUCGACACCUGGGUCUGGGGAACUAUGGUCCCUGGAGCAUACGCACCAGGAGCCUCGUGGAAUACUCACAGGCCGCCUCAGCUGCUUGUCAACGGAAAAUACUUCACCAAGCCUCAGCCCACGUAUGGCGGAUUUGGUAGCCAAGAUGUUGUCAAUGUGAAGACUGUUGCCGGGCAUGUCGUUAAGGGAGAUGGUGUCACCGACGAUACCGUGGCGCUUAACGCGAUUCUGGCACAGAAUGCCGCAAACUGCAAGAUUACAUACAUUCCUUUCGGAGUGUACAAGGUUUCGGAUACGCUUCUCAUCCCGGUCGGUUCGCGCAUCGUUGGUGAGGCAUGGUCCGUUAUCUCAGGAUAUGGCGAUGCGUUCAGGAACCCGAGUAGUCCCAAGGCUGUCGUUCGAGUCGGUAAUCCCGGCGACGUUGGUCUCAUCGAGAUUCAGGAUAUGCGAUUCUCCGUCGCCGAGAUUUUGCCCGGCGCCAAGGUGGUUGAGAUCAAUGCGGCUGGACAGCAGCCCGGCGACAUCGGACUCUGGAAUACCAUGGUCAUGGUUGGAGGUACCGCUGAAACCAGUAUAUCCACUACGUGCACGUCGCAAGAUCCCAAGGAUUGCAUGGCUGCCUUUAUGGUGAUGCACUUGACCGAGACCUCCUCUGCAUAUAUCGAGAACUUUUGGGGGUGGACUGCAGAUCACAACUUGGACAGCAAGUCCAUUUUCACCAUCGUCUCCACUGGUCGCGGGAUUCUCGUCGAAUCGACCAAGGGAACCUGGCUCACCGGGACGGGCUCCGAACACCACUGGCUCUACAAUUAUAAUUUCCACAAUGCAUCCAACGUGUUUGCGGGUCUGCUGCAAUCGGAGACCCCGUAUAUGCAAGGGUCCGGCGAAUUCGAGAAGGCACCAGCGCCGUGGACCGUUGAUCCUCAACUUGGUGACCCCGACUUCUCUUGGUGCGGGCCAAAUGAUGACAAAUGUCGAAGUGCCUUGGCUACCAACGUUGAUGGAGGAUCCAAUAUCGCUCUGUACAAUUCAGCCGCGUGGGCUUUCUUCGAUGGCUCUUGGAAUGGGCUUUAUAACGAGCCGUGCCAAGGCAAAUGUCAAGCCAAUAUGAUGCGAGUGACUGGAGCGCCGCAGAACUUCAUUUGGUAUUCGAUCAGCACACGCAUGACGGAGGUCAUUGUCUUGGAUGGGAAGACUAAUGCCCGGGAGGACGAUCAUGCUGGUGGAUGGGAGGGUAUCAUUCAGGCCUAUGGUCAAUACGCGGGUUAG
Penicillium brasilianum is the source of this 1470-nucleotide messenger RNA. The record is from the annotation of a GenBank genome assembly. NCBI's taxonomy places the organism in Eukaryota, Fungi, Ascomycota, Eurotiomycetes, Eurotiales, Aspergillaceae.